Molecule: messenger RNA, 4046 nt
Organism: Ceratitis capitata (Mediterranean fruit fly)
Lineage: Eukaryota; Metazoa; Arthropoda; Insecta; Diptera; Tephritidae
Exons: 6
Coding region: 190-3348 (1052 amino acids)
Molecular function (GO): dopamine receptor binding
Source: RefSeq, a predicted model, not a curated record
UCUCAUGAGUAAUGUAACUUUGAAGAAAAUAAUUAUAUACAAACAUUAGUAUUAAUAUCGGCUUAUUGUGGUACAUAACAAGUGAAUUCAGCGACGUGCUUUUAAUGAGCACAUUCUCCCCUCGCAACACCUCAAACUCUAGCAAACUGAGUAAAGCAACAGUGUGUGCAGUAUUGUGUGGCAUCUGACAUGUCCACGCAUGAUGGCACUUGCAAUGAGGAUAUAUAUUGUCCUCAGCCAGCCACUGUGGGUGUGGAGGUCGCGCCGCAGUUGUUAGCCCAACAUAUGAACGUUACGGCACCACCACCACCGCCGCAUACACUUUUGAUGGGAUCAACGUAUAUGCAGCCGCAAGCACAGCCACUGCAGCCAUCGCAACAGCAGCAGCCACCACAACAAUUGGCGCAACACUAUAAUGAGUACUUUUACAACUUGUAUGCAACACAACCUGGGCAACCGGAAACAUAUUCAGUUCUUCCGGUUGGGCAUGGAAAUUUUCUGAAAGUGUAUCACUGCCAAGAAAAUACUGCAGGUACGGGCAUUACUAAUGAUGGCACUGCACUAUACCAUGCACAGGCGCAAUCUCAAGCACCGCCACAACAAUAUCAACAACAGCCACAGCCAGCCUUUCAUAUGCGGCAACCACAACCGCAGGCCCAAGCACCACAGUACUUUAACAGCUAUGAACUAUUCUCAAGCAAUACUAUAAUGCCAACACCGGAUAGCCAGACCACACUUGGUCGUUCUGAGAUUAAAACGACAACAAUGACUCUCACGCAACAAGCACCUAUAUACGUGAUGAAUAACCAAGAAGAACCGAUUAUACCACAAAAUGCUAGUACGUCAACAACCAAUAUGAUUAUAAAUAAACUUGUAAAUAAUUGGUCACCAAAAGUAACAGGUGCACCAAUUCAACAAUUCCCAUUGCAAUCGCCCACAGUGCUAAUAAACCCUGAGUCAACUAAUAACGCCAUGGAACCAGAAAUAUUUAACAGCGGUGUCGUUCAAGUUUUGACAAAUGAUUUAGAAGAUCAAUCUAAUCUAAUAUCUGCUGCUCCAACACCAACACAACCGAUGCCAGUAUUGCCUGUAACUCAAGUACCGCCUAUAGAAUCGUUGUCAACUGAGAACCAAAAUAACUCCAAAGAUGCAGUGAGUAAUAACGCCAUUUCAUCAUCCAAUGCUGCCUUGUCGCCAACCGUGUCAGCAUCGCAGAUUAAUGUUGCGCCAGAAGUAAAGAAGAGAAUUGUAGCCGAAGUUAAACCAAUGCGAAUGUCUUAUUCAGAUGUAUUGAGUAAAGUGAAUGGUCAGCAAUCUGCUACCGGCCUGUUGCAAAACAAUAAUAAGCAGACAAAUGGCAAAAAUGGAAAAACUCCAGCACCUGAACGAAAAGCCGAAAACGGUAAAAGUAGUGCGGAUAACGGUAUUGGCUUACCACGUAGACAAAUUAGUAUUGGUGAAGAAGGGAACGUACGUUCGAGUAAAAAGUCUCCAACACAUGAAAACAAAGAGAACUUAUUGCAAAUUCAAAAUGGUAGUGCUGUGAAGAACACGAAACGUUUAAACAACGGCAACAAUACUGUUGCUUCGCCUGCCAAUGACCUUACUACAAACAAUAAUACUCAAAACAAAAAUGGCCAAAAAGGCAACCAGAAAUCAAUAGUCACUGAAGCUAACGUCGCCAAUGGAAGUAAGAGCAAUAGUAACGGAAUUUCCAAAAAGCGCAGCAGCAACAACAACAACAACAAACGAAGUGAAUUGGACACAAACAAAAUGGAACAGAAUGGUCAAAAAAGCACGAAAUCAAAUUCUGGCAAUAGUGAGAAAGACUUCAAUGGUUAUUACAAUAUAACGGCAAAAAAUAACGAGGGUGGAGAACGUGCUUCUAAGACGACUAAUAACGGCUAUGUUCCAAGUUCAAGUAACGUAAACACAUCGACAGCAAAUACUCGCAAAUACAACAAAUCGGCAUCUUCAUUCAACAAUAGUUCCAACUCUUCAUCUUUCAGUACGAAUCAGCCACGCACACGAUAUAGUAAUAGUAACUCGAAUUCCUCUUAUUCAUACUCAUCGAAACGUAGCCGAAAUACUAACUCUUCCUAUGGCAACACUUCGGCUGGGUCGUCGAAUAGAAACUAUGAAUUAGCUAAAAAGUUUUUAAGCACUUGGCUGGAAUAUACUAUAAAAAUACUGACCUGGCUAUUCUAUUUAAUCUAUGAUAUUGUGGUGCUUGGUUGCAGUGUGGCGUAUGAUCGCUUGGUACAUGCCUGUGAAUGUGGUAUUGUAUAUGCACAACAGCUCCGUAAGGACUUCAAGCAGAACUCAAAUAAACCAAGUAUUUGGUUGAAAAACUAUUGGCGACGAUUUGAUGCACGAUUCAAAAAGAAUUCACCAUGGGCAUUCUGGCGACGAUUCUACCAAAAGAAACCGCCUGAACCAUCAACGGAAAGUAUGAAAAGUGGACGUCUGCCACAGACCGGUGAGGAAGCCAUGUAUUCGCUACUUAACUGUAAAGGAAAGGAUGCGUACAGCAUAUUGGGAGUUCCACCUGAUUGUUCGCAGGAACAGAUACGUAAACACUAUAAGAAAAUCGCUGUUUUAGUACAUCCAGACAAGAAUAAGCAAGCAGGUGCUGAAGAAGCUUUCAAAGUCCUGCAACGUGCGUUUGAAUUAAUUGGAGAGCCGGAAAAACGUCUUGCCUAUGACCAGAGCCUAGCCGAAGCUUUAAACGCUGAAAAAGCGUGGACUGAGCUGCACGAUCUACUAUCGCAAUUACAAACUAAAAUAACAGAAGCUGCCAAUACAAUAAGGUGUAGUACUUGUGGUCUAAGACAUCCGCGCCGUUUAACCGAUCGACCGCAUUAUGCUGCAAGGGAAUGUGCUUCAUGCAAAAUUCGUCACUCUGCCAGAGAAGGCGACAUUUGGGCGGAAACCAGCAUGAUGGGUUUACGUUGGAGAUAUUUAGCGCUGAUGGAGGGCAAAGUUUAUGAUAUUACCGAAUGGGCUAAUUGUCAGAAAGGUGCACUUUCACACUUAGAGCCGAAUUCCCAUAUGGUGCAGUAUCGUAUUGUGCGCGGUGCACAACAGCAACAACAACAUCAGCAGCAACAACAGCAACCACAAUCCACUCAUUCACCACAUCACCAAAAUCCACAGCAGCCAUAUUCACAACAGCCGGGAUCCCAUCAUGAGCGAGGUGGCAGUGGAAAAUUCAAACGCAAUGUACCGCCGAGUGAAGCAUCGUUGCACGAGUUCCUCGACAACUUGUAUAGCGGUCAACAUCCGAAUGCGGCAAAUUCGUCAACGGCCUAUUCAAAUCCCUCACGAAGGCGUACACGUCGCAAUUAAUUCGCCACCGUUUUGAUUAAUUGCGAGCCUUUUCUAUUUUAAUCUCUUAACACAGAAUUAUUUUCUCUUCAAAUGUACAAUUUUUUUAUUACUUCAUUUAAUUCUUUAUAUAAUAUAUCUUUUUUUUAUCUAAGCUAUGCAUUAUUGCUUUAGAUAAUUACAGAAUACAUUGCAAUAAAUUAAUCAUUGUUAUGAGCGUACAUAUUUACAUGUAAACUCCUAUCGUAUAAAUAUAUUAUAUGUAUAUAUAUAUGCGAUAGUGCAUAUGUAUGCGAUUUUGUAGCUUAUCAUGGCAUAUACAUACAUAUAAAUUUGUAUGUUACCACUAGCUGACAAUGCAAAUGCAAUUGUUGCAAAUUACAUAUGAUUAUUUGGCACUUCUCAUUUUAACGUCAUUUCUACCAAAUAUAUUUAAAACAAAAUACCUUCUAUAAAAGAAGCAAAAAUUCAAUAAAAAAUACUUAACAAAACUAACUUUGAAUAAAGAAAAAAUCUAGCAUUAAACAAGCUGGCGUAUGAGAAAUUUCUCCACAUUGUAUGUAAACUAUAAAAAAAAAACACUUUAAUGGCUGCAAUGCCAAUGAAUAUUCUGUGCUAUUAUGUAUUGUAAUUAAGGGCAUUUGAUGUAUCAGUAAUUAAAAAAUUCAAUAAAAAUAAACAACAUGCGCUAAAUGCACAAGUUGCGAGCAUUAAAGUAA